Molecule: messenger RNA, 681 nt
Organism: Plasmodium gaboni
Lineage: Eukaryota; Apicomplexa; Aconoidasida; Haemosporida; Plasmodiidae
Product: ag-1 blood stage membrane protein-like protein
Exons: 5
Source: RefSeq, a predicted model, not a curated record
AUGCUUGGAACGAAUUUUAUUUUGAACAUUUUUAAAAAUAAAUUUAAUAAUUUAUCAACAAGGUUUAUAAAAUAUGUGAUUAAAAGUUAUAAAAGAACAUGUCCACAUAUAAGUGAUUUCGAGCCAUUUUCAUCCAUGUAUUAUUAUACUGGAUUACAUAAUUAUAGGACAUUUUAUUUGCUCAUAAAAAUAAAUGAAAUAUUUAACAUAAACAAAUACAAAAAAAUAUACAUUAUAGUUAAUACUGAUAAAUAUGACUUUACUACUGAUGAUAUAGAGACGAAUAAAAAAAAUAGGAUAUACCUUGACCAGCGGGUUGACAUAAAAAUACGACAAUGCGAUGAAACAAUAAGAAUUAAUUUAUUUACAACAAAAUUAACAAAAAAAGUUCAUAUAGGAGAAAUCAAAAUAGAUAUCAAUGCUAGCAUCAUAUCAAAAUGUUUUCCAAAAAAUGAAUGGUUUGUGUGUAUGAAGGAUGGGCAAGAAGUGUGCAAGGUCCAAUUAUCAUUUUAUAAAACGCAAAAAUAUGCGUGCCCUAGUGAAUGCAUGUUCAUACAUGAUGGUCUCGAAAUUUGGAAGGAUAAAUCAAAAAGUGGAAGCACCAAAAAAAUAGACAUAAAUAAUAUACAUAAAAAUUUUGAUGACAAUGAUGAGCACUUAGCCACCAUAGACAUUGACACG